Labrus mixtus (cuckoo wrasse) is the source of this 7231-nucleotide messenger RNA. RefSeq names its product sushi domain containing 5 (gene susd5). The record is from RefSeq and is a predicted model, not a curated record. The transcript is spliced from 5 exons. Gene Ontology annotation, biological process: Notch signaling pathway; cell adhesion. The coding region runs from base 361 to 2793 and encodes 810 amino acids. Gene Ontology annotation, molecular function: hyaluronic acid binding. Lineage: Eukaryota; Metazoa; Chordata; Actinopteri; Labriformes; Labridae.
CUUGCUCAUGAACACUUUAGCAGCAGCUCUUUCUGUGUCUCUGAAGGAGCGGUUAAGAUUUUGAGCCGUGACGUAUUUACUAACGAGGACACGCGAGUUUUCACACCGGGCGACUAUUUGGGGAGAUAAAGUGCGCCCUGCUCUCGAGCCUCUCUGACCGCUUUCUCUCCGUCAUCACGCUCACCUUCCUGCUGCUCAGUCCAUCUCUGUCCGCCAGGAGGGUAUCAUCACUUUACCCUGCAAGAUCGUGAAUAACUAUUUGGACGCACACACACACAAAAAAAACAAAACACGUUAGGACAAAAAGUUUUUUGGACACUUUUUGCAACCUAAAAAAAAAAAAGUUAGAUUUCGUGAAAGAUGCUGGAUCGUUGCAAGAAAAUUUCAAUGAAGUUGCCCUUUGGAGUCCUGGCUUGUCUAUUGGUGACUUCUGUUGUACAUGCAGAUGGUCGAGUGUUUGUGUUGAACCUGAGGAACUCCUCUGGCCUGCAGGGAUUCAGAGACGCUGAGAGGGCUUGUGCCUCACAACAUGCCCGUCUUGCAUCAGCACAGGAGCUCCAUCACGCUGUGGUAGAGUGCUUCUUCUCCCCCUGCACCCGUGGGUGGCUAUAUGGAGGCUCAGUGGGGACCACAGUGUGUAAUGUUGUGGGCAGUGCCUUUAAAGCAGUGGACGUGAGAACAGAAAACGCCACAGAAGAUGCUGCCAACCUCAACGCCUUCUGCAUUAAAGACAGAGAUGUGCCUUGUGGGGACCCUCCAUCCUUUCCUAAUGCCCAUCUACAAGAGCACAGUGGGUAUGAGAUGGGGGAUGAACUGCUCUACACCUGUGUGCCAGGGUAUUUAAUGCCCAGCGGACACAAGGCCUUCAGCCUGCUGUGCGACAGCUGUGGAGAGUGGUAUGGACUGGUGGAGAUUUGUGUCAAAGAUGAGACCGAAGGUCAUGUAGACUACGAGGAUACGUUCCCAGAUUCAUAUGGAGAGGUGGAACAUCACAAUAAAAAACCAGCAGAGGCUCAUGGGGAGGUGUAUGAGGAGGUCCAUGUUCCUGUUUACCCAAGUCAAGAGCCACAAGAGACAAGCUUCAGUGUCAUAGUGGAGAAAGAGCAUCAAGACCAACGGGAAGAGCAUGAUACGGAUGGAGAGGUGACUGGAAGAAACGUUGAAGGAGUAGAAAGAGAUGAGGAACGCCCUGUUGAGGACUUCAUAGGCCAUCCGAGGUGGGAGCAGGAGAGGAGGGAAGUGGUUACGACUGAUGCAGCUCCAGCAACGCAAGCACCUGUGUCCCUAUUAUCCCAGAAACACCUCUUUUGGUUUCCAUCUGAGGCUUUUCAGGAGCAGGGUCCUGUCUCCACUAAUCCAGUCACACAGACUACUCAGAGAGCCUCAGGCGCCCAAUCAGAGGAGAGCAAAGAGCAGGAGAGCCAAGAAGGGAAGGACCACCACCGGCAUCCUGCUCAUACUGACGACCAUGAUCAUGAGCCAGAUGAUGGUGAUCAAGACGCAGAUGACCAAUCUGAUCAUAACGACAGAAGCCAUAACGACCGGGAUGCUGAUGAAGACAGCCAUCACGAUGAUCAGGACGACCCUAAUAGUCACCAGGAAGAAGAUGACCACGAUGACCAUGUGGAACAUUACGUUCCAGCUCAGCAUGAUAGAAGGGACCACAAAGAAAAGCAUGAAGACCACGAUGACCAUUAUGACAUGGGAGAACACGAGGACGAGCGAGAUCGCGUCCGUUACGGCAGCCAGGAGUACGAUGAUCGAGAUGACACGUAUGACGAACAUGAAAGUUAUGAAGAUCACGAGGAUUUAACUGACGAUCGUGACAAAGACAAUCAACAACAACCUGAUGGCUCAGAGGAACAUCCAGACCACGAUGACCAUGACGACGACCAGCGUGAGGAGCAUUAUGACCCGGAGGAUGAUGAUAUCGACCAUUACCCUGAUCACCAUGAUCACCAUGAUCACGAACACGAUGACCAUGACAGUUAUGAAGAGGUGGAUGAUGGUCAUCAGCAUGUUAUCUUCUCUAUAGCAAAAGAUGGUCACCACAACAUCACUCAGAAGGUGACAGGAGAAGAGACGACCACAGAUGACACCUGGUUAGACGGCUACCCUGUUGUUCAAGUGGGAGCAGAAAAUGGGGAUUCCACAACAGAAAGACCGAGGGGGACGGUCGUCAGGACCACAGACAAACCCAAAGAUGUGGAUAUUCAUGGACCUGUGCCUUACACAAACUCACCAGAGAUCCAUGAGUCUAAUACUGACCCGUCCUUAGAACAACAAGGGGGCGUAGAGGAGAUGUUAACCAUUACUCCUGCAACCUUGCAGCCUUCAGAUUCCCCCGCACACCCUGACACCCUCGACUACGACACACAGCAAGCAGCUCCCACCCGCCCAUGGAUUGGUGGCCCAACUGAGCACCCCUUCCUGGACCAAGACCCAGCUCCACCAAUGCAUGACGGCGACAUACUCACUGGAGGGAUGGAGGGGCACACUGUGCACGACCUCCCUGGCGAGACCGGUGAGAGGGAUGAGACGGAGGGAGAGUUGGGGGAGGUGAUGUGCACGGGGGAGAACUGUACUGCUCCUCCUCCAAGCUCCUCCAGCCGAGGGCCCACCGUGGCAGCCAUAAUCGCAGUGGUGUGUAUGGUUGCUGCUGCAGUCUUUGUUGGAGUUUGGUGUUACCGACGGCAAAGGCAGAAGAGCUCGAUGUAUGAGAUGAACGGAAAGGGUCAGAGUCAGAGUCAGAGCAGGCAGGGCCAACAGAUAGAGAUGCAGCAAAAAGUGUAAGCGUGGGAGGUAAAUAAAGAAGGACUCUGAAAGAGGACAGAGACCUCGAUGAGAUUUUUGAAAGAUUCAGAUGUGAGGAAACGCAGCCAUUUAUCAUGCUAGAAAAUACUGCAGAAGUGAAGAUUUUGGGUACUUAAUAACAGAUGAGAUCUGCUACAGCCCUGUUCUGACAGGCGAAACAUAUCUAUGUGCUGAAAAUGUUAUGGAAAACAGGGUGACAUGAUGCUUAACAUAGAGAAAUCAAACAGGAUUGUAGCAGUUCUGCUUCUCCCAUUCAUCCAUUUUAAGGAAAUGUAGUCAUCUUUGUUAUGACUACCCACUAUUUUCUAACACUUAACAUCUAGCUGAACAGGUAAGGGGGCUGUAUCUGGAUUGGACUCAACUCCAGAGACUAAAAACCGUCCUUAUAAGGACAUGACCAUGUAAGAAAACCACAAGAAGGCUUGCCUUCUCUGUCUGAAUAUAUAUACCAAGACUUUAAACUCCAAAACUAUUGGACAUUGUGGUAAAGAUUCUCUGUGUCCUGUUUUUUUUAAUGUUAUUUGUUUGGCCUUUGCCUUUUUCUGUUGGGACAGCCAAAGAGACACAAGAAAUGUGGGGAGGGGGAGAGUGAGGAUGAUAUGUGCAGAAUGGCCGCAGGCCCUGAGUCCAACCAUUGACGUGUGCAUCUAGGAAUUGGUCUCUAUUGUGGGGCAUCUGCCAACUACCAACUGAGCUUAACCAGCCCCUCUCUUGUUAUUUUUGUUGACUUUGUUGACUGCUUGUUCAUUAUUAAUUUAGUUUUGUUGUUCUUCUCAAUCUUUUCUGUUUGAUCGAGUAUCAUACGGAUAAAAUUUAACUCCACAACAAGAUUGUGAAGUUCAGUGCAACUCAGAAUAUCUGAGAUUUGGGCAGGUAGUCCAAAUAAGUGACUUGGCUGCUUUCAAACAAGCAAGUCCAAGUAAGAGAGGAGAGGGAAGGGAAAAAUAUGUUGGGAAAGAUGUGAGACAGCAGGUUGGCAGUAGAAACAAUUGAAGUCUUCUGCAUCUAAGUUUUGACAGUCUACUGGUGAGAGAUAUGGAGCGAGAGUCCAUUGAGACUGAGACUCAGCCCACAAUAUGUUUGUGUGUGUGUGUGUGUGUGUGUGUGUGUGUGUGUGUGUGUGUGUGUGUGUGUGUGUGUGUGUGUGUGUGUGUGUGUGUGUGUGUGUGUGUGUGUGUGUGUGCGUGCGUGCGUGUCUGUCUCAGGACCGUGCAAUGCGCCGGUCAGCGGUACAUCAUAUUUGCUGAUGGCCGUCAGACGAACCGAGAUUAAACAUUGUGGUGCUGCCAUGGAAACAGAGAAAAAAUAAAAUAUGGACCUGCAUUCUUGUUCCCCUCGACCUGCAUUCAAUCUAAAUGAAUAAUGUAUUUAAUGAAUAAUGUAGUUUAAUUUCUAAAUAUUUAGUAGUAAUGGGUUAGUCAGUAAAUUUGGGUGAAAACCAGGGCAGGACAACACAUCCUUAUAUGUAUAUAAUAUAAUUUAUAUAAUGAUAAAUUGUUAAAUGAAGCCCGAUAAUAAUGAAUGUAAUGCUUAAUCCUUUAACAAAGUAAUCAAAGUUUUAAUUUUUCUUUCCUUGCUGUAUUUGCCCUGUUCAAUAACAAUAUAAAAGCUAAAAGGUUAUAACUUUGAUCUUGGACUGGGGAAAGAUAUCCACUAGUUAGGCAUUAGUUUAAUUCUUAUUUAAAAUUUGUGGUAAUUCAGAUCAUUUUAUCAUUAAAAAAAGGCUAUAUGAGUAGGUAAUAUGAGUUGUAAAGUCCAGUUUAAAAAAAUGAAGGAUUUAACAGUGUCCUGUAGAAAUUUAUGACUCUGUGAUAUUUACACUCUUCCUGUGUCUGUAUUGUGCCAAAUACUUGACAGUGAGGUCAAAUGUUAAAAUAAAAAUGUGCAAGUUCAUAAACUUCAAGUAGUCAUGAAAGGGUUUAAAGAUAUACAGUACAUAUAAUUGUUUGUGAUUCUGGCCAUGUAUAAAGAUUACACAAAAAAAAUGGCAAUAACUUAAAUAGAGAGUGCUCUACUCUUUGAAAUUCACUGUAGUUCAUUUCAAUUGUCCCCGUGGGGAAUUCAGUGUCCAAUGUGGCCUGUUGUUGUCAUCAGUCAUAAAUGAUUUUUUUUUAUUUUUCCCUCCCAUGUGUCAAACUUAACAUCAACUUUUCUAAGCUGAUGAUUGUUAUUGAUUUGUUUAAAAUUGCAGACAAUAUUUUAUUAUGAUAUUUUUUAUUUCCAUAUUGUUGUGUCUGUUUCUGUCAUUUUGAAAUUGCAAAAACUUGAUGUGCAUAUUGCAGCAUUACUGGUUUCAGCGAAUACAUUUGGCUCAUUUGUCUUGGCCAAAGUCACUAGAGGUUACUUCUUAAUGUUCAACACAGGGUCUGCUCAUCAAUACUUCUACUUUUUUCCUUCCCCUACAAUUACACAUUGCUGGUUAAAAGAAGUGCUAUGAUGGUUUGAAAAAAUACCUCACUGUAGAUUAUCACGUCUGAACACAUGCUGCCUGUAGAGUAAUCAUAAACACUAUGAAUGGUAAAAUACCAAGAUGAAUUGAUGACAAAUUAAAAAUAAAGCAAGCAACAAAUAACAUACUAAAUCGUUCUCAUGAUGCUAAUAUUUUUCCAUUUGUUUCUUGAGACAGCCAGAUGUGUGUGAUGUCAGGAUGAGAUGUGUACUGAGAUCUCCAAGUCAAAAUAAACUCCUAAACACUUAACUUUUUAUUUCUAUUUUUAAGCCAUUGAGGUGAAAGAAACACAUCAACACAUGCUGUAAUGUGAUCAUUUUCACGUGGCAGCUUUUUUACUUUGAAAUUGUAUUGUCAUACUGUUUUAUUUUAGGUUGUAUGCCAUUUAUGAAGACAUCAUUAGAAAAAUUGUGUUUGUUUCGAUACUUCCUCAGUUGAUUAUCAGGAAAAUCUGGAGGAACAUUUGGCCAAAUUAGCUAUAGCUAUAGAGAGCUAACAUUAGCAUUGAGUACCACUACCUAGCAUAUCUUUACUUUGGCAAUGAAGUGGCUAAAUGCUAGCAUUAGCAUUGUAUAAUGUUAUAUGAAAGGGAAGUCCAAUAAUUCCAUCUUACAGUGAUGGUAACUAGAAAGUGGUGAUGGUAUAUGCCAGUGUAAGUGUUGUCAAAAAGAAAGCGCAAUGGCUUUUAUUGUUGUUUUAUCUUGAAACACGGCCUAAAGUGCUUUCAAAUAAUCCCUCUCCACUGUCAGGAUGCAGUCAAGUAAUAAUGAUUUGUAUUUUUUCCUUUCAUUUCUAUGAUUUGCCCUCUGGAACACAGCAGUUUGACAUAUUUGAGCUUUUCAGUCUGAGUGUGACAUCGCAUGAAAAUAGUAGCAGUGUGACCAGUCAAUUGUUUCCCAUUUGUUAUGUAAGAUUGUAAAAAAUGACGUGUCAAAUAUUUAAGUGUGACUUUGACACCUGACCUUGGAUCGUCUGGACCAGAACUUUAUCUUAACUACUAACCAUGCCCCUGCCAAAAGCCAUUUCCCCAUCUCUUUUUGUGAUAAGUUUCAAAAACCUUGAAGUGGGACAAAAAGGGCAGCUAAGACGAAGCGUCGAUUAGAUGUAGAAGUAAUAGAAGAGACAGGUAAAUACAGGCAGGAGAGGAAUGAGAACGCAGAGUUAUAGACGAACAGUAACAGAGCGAGAAUGUUCCCCUGUGGGUUUUUAACAUCAGUGUGUGACAAACAGCACAGAGACUCAAUGUUCAAACAUUAUUAAACAACUCGGUGUGUCCCUGGUGUCUCGCUACUCAGCACAGCUCGGGGUUUGUGUAACUGGACCUCCAAACAUACUGCUCAUUCCUAAUGUACUGAAACAAAGUAAAAGUAUUGCUUAGUAAAAGGGUUUUAGCAGAAACAUUUACAUUUAAUAGUUUCAGUGUGGAAAUUGUGAUGAUUUGCUGCUGUUUUUGUGGUUUUAUUUGAUAUCAAAUGGAUAAUUUUUGCAUUCUGGAUGGCUGGUUGGACAGAACAACUGACCUCAAGAAAUGAAAUUGAAUCAGUAAAUUAAUAAUAGUAUUUGUUUUUUUUACUGAUAUUUCAUGUGUCUCAAUGAUUUGAAAUAUUACCGUUUGUCUUUCAGUUUUAUUAAAAUGUCAUUGUGAAAGUUAACAUUUUUUGAAGACAUUAAACAUGAUUCACAGCAGAACAAUGGGUUCAUAAAACAGUAAAAUCUCAUACCUUUUAAAAAAAACAUUUAACCACCAUGUUUAAAGUCUGUACCACUCGACUGAUCUAGUGCACGAAAUCAGAAAUGUCAAUAUAUAUCAUUCAGGAUGCGGAUCUUUCAGGUAAAACAAAAAACAAAACACAUUGACCUAUCAGAGCAUCGUAUCUGAAACCAAUAAAUAGAAACUAAGGAGUUUUGGUGCUGUUGUGUUCUGAUUGUUUUUCAGUUUUUCGGCGGACUUUCCAACAUGGGAAUAUC